Molecule: messenger RNA, 1053 nt
Organism: Erigeron canadensis
Lineage: Eukaryota; Viridiplantae; Streptophyta; Magnoliopsida; Asterales; Asteraceae
Product: photosystem I chlorophyll a/b-binding protein 6, chloroplastic
Exons: 5
Coding region: 1-948 (315 amino acids)
Biological process (GO): response to light stimulus; photosynthesis, light harvesting in photosystem I
Cellular component (GO): membrane
Source: RefSeq, a predicted model, not a curated record
AUGCUCCCACAUAUCCAUACACGUGUCACCAUUGGUCCAUCUUCUCCAAUCUGCAAUUCUAAUACAAAACCAUCCAUUCAUUGUCAUCUGCAAUUGUUUAUGAACACAAACUUUAUGGCUUUCACCAUUUCAUCCACCUCCCACUCAUCCUUCACAACCAUUAACACAAAGUCUUUGCAUGGCAAACUAGAAUUCAGCACCAAAUCACCUUAUACAUACAGAAGAAGUCUUACACCAAUAUACAUAUCCAAAAGUAGCCUUGCCUUGAAGCUUAAAGCAGCUAAGAAAGGUGUAUCAAGUGUCUGUGAACCACUUCCUGCUGACAGACCUGUUUGGUUCCCAGGAACCUCCCCUCCUGAGUGGCUUGAUGGCAGCCUUCCUGGAGAUUUUGGAUUUGACCCACUUGGACUAGGGUCUGACCCAGAAACACUCAAGUGGUUUGCACAAGCUGAGUUGAUGCACAGCAGAUGGGCAAUGUUGGCAGUUGCUGGUAUAUUGAUCCCUGAGUGGCUUGCAGAUCUGGGGUUUAUCGACAACUUUUCAUGGUUUGAUGCAGGAUCUAGAGAAUACUUUGCUGACUCGACUACGCUAUUUGUGGUGCAAUUAGCAUUGAUGGGAUGGGUAGAGGGUCGAAGAUGGGCUGACAUGAUCAACCCAGGUUGUGUUAAUAUCGAGCCUAAUUUACCCAAUAAGAAGAAACCAAAGCCAGAUGUUGGGUACCCUGGAGGUUUGUGGUUCGACCCGUUCAUGUGGGGAAGAGGGUCACCUGAACCAGUUAUGGUAUUAAGGACCAAGGAAAUAAAGAACGGGCGGCUAGCCAUGCUGGCUUUUACAGGUUUUGUGUUCCAAGCCAUUUACACCGGGCAAAGCCCCCUCGAAAACCUAUCAGCUCACCUUGCAGAUCCUGGCCAUGUUAACAUUUUCUCGGCCUUCAGCACCAUUCACUGACGGAUUACAAACCUUCUUUCAAUCUCAGUUUUCUAUUGUUGACGAACUUCAUCCAAUGUACCAUAUCAUACUUAUAUAUUAAAUCUCGUCUUUAGAUUAUGGAAA